Molecule: messenger RNA, 2435 nt
Organism: Mauremys reevesii (Reeves's turtle)
Lineage: Eukaryota; Metazoa; Chordata; Testudines; Geoemydidae
Gene: GJE1
Product: gap junction protein epsilon 1
Exons: 9
Coding region: 1503-2120 (205 amino acids)
Biological process (GO): cell communication
Cellular component (GO): connexin complex
Source: RefSeq, a predicted model, not a curated record
AUUCCAGUAGUCAGUAAAUGGCCAAAUACGUACCUCCCAAGGAGCUACUGUAGACACCCGGAAUAGGCAGUCAUCCCCAGUGCUGCCACUGAACCACAAUUUUGCUUAACCUUAGAAGUCAUUCGUAUGGCAGAGGAGCUGAGCAGAUAACUGGUGGAUCUCUCUCGAUGAGAUUUCCUCCCGCAGCAAAGUUGACUGUUGAAAUGUCUCCUAAAGCUCUCACUCAGAAAAUACAGUGCAAAUGGGUUGACGCAGGAGUUGCAGAAACUCAAUACUCGGGCCACUAAGGGCCCAAUCCUGUGAGAUGCAGAGUGCCCUGAUCUCCAGCUGAAGUUAGUGGGAGUAGAACUCAGCACCUGCCAAGAGGCAUUUAGCAUUUUGCAGAAUCUGGCCCAUUGUUUAUACCUAUGAAGAGACAUGGCAUAGGAAAUGAUUUAUGUGGGUGAUCACAUGUGAAAAUGACAGGGAAGAUGGUCUUGGUUAGAAAUUUACUCCUCGUGCCAGGGAAUGGGGAAAUUCGAAAACCUGAGUCGUCUUGAACCAGUCAAAUCUGAAACGCCCGCUGAGCAUCAAAAGCAACACAUUUGAAAGGGCUUUUACUUGAUUAUAGCCUACGGGCACACAAGAAAAACUGGAUACGUUAGUUUCAGAGCAACGAGAGCGAAGGAGAGGAGAGAGAGCGAUUGCAACAAGUUAGUAACUCCGGUAGAGAAUAUUUUGACAGAUUGAGUAACUGAGGAAUUCAGUGGGACAGCCCAUGUACAUAACCAGUUGGAAAGAGUCCAGAGGAGAGCAACAAGAGUGAUCAGAGGUUUGAAAAACAUGACCUGUGAGCCUGCCAGGAUUGUCCUGACUACCACUCAAACAUAAUUUCUGUUCAGCACGGGACUUCAUUAAUUCUAUUUUCUAUCUGAUAAGAAAAUUAUGACCUGAUCUUGAAUGAGAAAAAGGAGAUGCACAUUGCACAGAUAUUUGAGUGUGACAGACGCGUGAAACAGCAACACUGUUACCUAUAUUUAGUCUAAAUAAUUACAACAAAGCGCUAGAAACAAUUAUUUGAUCAGACGUUUCAUAAAUAGGGAGAGGUUGCAAUAGGUUGUACAAGGACUUGCCGAGUUCCAAUUCAGCCUGAGUGGCUGAAAGACAAAGUGGUCUCUACUGAAGCCGCGGAAUGUGGAGGCAGAAACCGGCAGGUAGAUCCAGCUUUCUCCUUUUCCCCCACUAGAGCAAUUUGAGCUUGAGGGCAGUAGCCCCUGCUGACUGAGGUGGGGGCGAGGUCGGGAGGAGCGACUCAUCGGGCUGUGGGUGAUUAUUGGAGCGCUGACAACAGAUGUCUCUCUCCCCCUCCCUGGUGCGUGCGUGCGCGCUGGGCGGGCGAGGCACUGCUGGCAGGACAGCAGCUUUCCUCCAGGAUGGUCCCUGCUCCUCUCCCUGGACGGACCCAGCUGGCUGCCGCCGAGAAGCGGGAUCCAACAGCAGCUCCUGACUUGAGCGCCAAGUGAAUGGGGCGCCCCAACAACGCAACGCCGGGGCUGCGGCUGCUCAGGCCUCCAACAGUGAUUGGUCAGUUCCAUACCCUUUUCUUUGGCUCAGUUCGAAUGUUUUUCCUUGGUGUUUUGGGCUUUGCAGUUUAUGGAAAUGAGGCCUUGCACUUCAGCUGUGAGCCAGACAAGAGGGAGGUUAAUCUCUUCUGUUACAAUCAGUUCAGGCCCAUAACUCCUCAGGUAUUCUGGGCAUUACAGCUAGUGACGGUUCUGGUACCUGGAGCAAUGUUUCAUCUUUAUGCUGCAUGUAGAAACAUCGAUCAGGAAGAUAUCCUCCAAAAGCCCACCUAUACUGUUUUUUAUAUCCUCUCUGUUCUGUUAAGGAUUGUCCUUGAAGUUGUGGCAUUUUGGCUUCAGAGUCAUCUCUUUGGCUUCCAAGUGAACCCACUCUACAGGUGUGAUGCAGGAGCCCUUGACAAAAAGUUUAAUAUUACCAGAUGCAUGGUGCCAGAACACUUUGAAAAGACAAUUUUCCUCAUUGCUAUGUACACUUUUACUGUGAUUACAGUGGUGUUGUGUGUUGCUGAGAUUUUUGAGAUCUUAUGUAGAAGACUGGGUUUUUUAAAUAAUCCGUGACCCUGUUGUCAUAUUGAACUACUCCUGUUUAUGUGCCAUCUGUUCUGACUGUUGUGUGUGGUGGAUUUUUUAUGUACGAUGGAGUUCUCAGUGUGAAACAAAGACCAUUUUUUGUGCACCUCUGCAAUUUUGUAUAGGAACUUCCCUUACAUGUGCUUUUUGUAUAUUACCAUUGUCAAAUACAUAACUAAGGGCCAGAUCCAAAAGACAUUUACUGAUGUAAAUAAUCCUUACUCACAUGUAUAGAUUGAAGCCAAUGAAACUACACAUGUCAAUGAAUGCCACUUCAGUGCCAUUUAAAGCAAUUUGGUGGGG